Molecule: messenger RNA, 14816 nt
Organism: Cataglyphis hispanica
Lineage: Eukaryota; Metazoa; Arthropoda; Insecta; Hymenoptera; Formicidae
Gene: kis
Product: chromodomain-helicase-DNA-binding protein 7
Exons: 20
Coding region: 1029-14255 (4408 amino acids)
Molecular function (GO): ATP-dependent chromatin remodeler activity; protein binding; ATP binding
Source: RefSeq, a predicted model, not a curated record
UCACGACAGAGUCAGCGGCACUGGUGUCGCCCGACGACGACGACGACGACGGGACACGGGACGAGUGGAACGACGACGACGCAACGGUGUGAUCAUCAUCGCGCGUAUGUGUCGUCGAACUGGUGGACGUACGGGAAGUGGCAGCAAAGAGUGAAGAGUGCGCGAAAGUUCCUGGUGACCAACACGACACGUAUUGUACAUACAUUACGUACGAAUGCACGCGAAAUCGAGUGAAUGGGAAAAAAAAAAAAACGAGAUCGUAGUGGCACAGGUACGGAAUACCAUCCGUUGUCUGCCUCUCGAUAUAGGAACUAGGUUACCGUCAGAUCGGACUGAUUGAUACGAGAGAUAGCGCGGGAUGUUUACGGGGAAUAGUGCGUGUUGUCGCGAAGAAAGUGUCUGGCAACGUCGUUCGUUCAUUUAAUUCGCCCAUUUUUUUUUUUUUUCAUCGCGUCAACGGAUUCUCUUUCGUGUGUGCUUUCUCUCUCUCUCUCUCUCUCUCUCUCUCUCUCUCCUUCAUCUUUGUAUAUGUGACUUUCUGUGCAUGUGUAAUAGUUUCUCGAUGUCUCCCGAUCCUGCACGGAGGCAGUAAGCAAAACAGCAGCUACCUAUCGAAGGGCUGUCGUCGUGUUGUGUCAACGUAACCCACGGCAGCAGCACCAUCACCACUACCACCACCAUCACCAUCACUACCAUCAUCAUCAUCACUACCACCGACGUCUCUUCAGUAAUUAAACCAAACAAAAUGGACACCGAGAUAACGAUUGAGCGAACAUUCGUGUAGAGUAGCCUCCCUCUCGUUCUCUCCGUCACUCUCCUCCUCCUCCCCACCUCCCCUUCCUCGCAUCUACCUGUUUUUUUUUCUUCUCGUUUCCUUUAGAUGGACCUCGGAAAAGAGACAUGGGAUCGCCGUUCGUACAAUUGCAACAAGAGUUUGUAUUUACCAUGGGCACGUUAUUGGCUAUAGAAGAGAUCGUACAAUAUUCUCAUAAACCUGAAAUGGGGACGAAGAGUCCUUCAGCGUAGACAUGGACUACGAUCUGUUUGGUGAAGAUGUCAGUGGCUCGAUGCUCGAGGCUCUUCCUGAUCUCGGAGGGAACGAUCAUUUCGAUCCUGCGCCUGCGAAUAAUCCCGUAGCGGUGUCCAGGGACGGUAUGAAUUCUGGCCCUAAUGGAGGAGGGAGUUACAUUAAUCAAUCUUAUAACAUUUCUCAAGAAUCUCCGAUACAGAAAUUAACCUCAUUCGGCGGAUCUGAAUUUGGUAGCUCGAAUCAAUUGCAAAAUCCGUCGCAGCGCAGUAUGUUUAACCAAAAUCUCGGUACGUUCGAUAGUAGCAACACGCCUCAGCGUGCUAUGGUGCCAGGCGCCUUUCAAAAUCAGACCCGCAACAUUGCACCGCAACAGCACAGGGGGCCUCAUCCAGGUAGCGGCGCUCAGUAUCCUAGCUACAAUGACAAUAUGUACUCUAUGGAGCAACACUCGAUGGCUAGAGCUAACAUGAGUAUUGACCCCAGCCAGCAAGGUUGGCCGGGUAACGGAAGCGGAUACCCGCAAAUGCAGAGGCAUUACAAUCAAAUGGCUCCGCAACCUAGCACGUACAGGCAACAUAUGCCACCACAGUAUUCUCAUCAGCAAGAUCAAGCUGGCGUUAUGAAUCAAAAGAUGCAGCAACAACAACAACAACAACAGCAGCAGCAACAGCAGCAGCAUUUCAGUGCUCAACAAGGAAUGAUAGGUAACAUGGGAGUUUUGCACCAAUCGAUGCAAGCCGGCACGACUAGUGGUGUCUACCAGCACAUAGUCGGGCAACAUUAUCAACAAAGUAAUUCGGUAGCAGCAAUGUAUCAGACGUCUCCCGGCUAUCCUGGUUUUGCCUCGGCCAUUCAUCAGCAACAACAGGCUCAGCAAGCACCUCAAGCGAGAAUGCCGCAUCAUCAUCCAACGCAUCCGACACAUCAACCGCAUCCGUCCCAUCCUCAACAGUAUCCUCAGCAUCCCCCUCAGCAUCCGAACGCGCAACAACAACCGACAAUGGAUCCUCAAUAUCCUCAUCAUGCUGCUUCGAUGUUUAAUCAACCGCAGCACUCGGCGCCGCCUCCACAACAAUUCGGCACGACAGCAACAGCUAAGCACUCGACGAGUCCUCAGUAUCGUGCCGCCUUCCCGCAAUUGUCGCCACAGAUGUCGCCACGGCCGCAAAUGUCCCCGCGUCCGCCCGCGGUGCAGCAGCAGAUGUCUCCUCGACCCAUCAUGUCGCCUGCCAAACCUACACUGUCGCCACAUCCUCAUGUUCAGCUUCCUCAUCAGCAGGGCAAUCAAUCUAACGCGAUAUCGGUGUCUCCGUGUCCACCCACGUCUAUGCAAAUGAAUCCAUCGUCGCAGCAGCAACAGACUACUUUACAGGCUCUUGAACAGAUGGUUAUGCCGGGAGUCGCUGUUUCAAAUUCUAACGUUCCUGCUUCGGAUCAGUACAAUCAAUUCCAAACGCGUCCGCCGAUGUCGCAGACACCAAGUGUUUUGCCGCAACAAUCGACGGCGCAGAGUCCGAUGCCGGCUCAAGUCGCGGGGCCUAGAAUGCCGAUGCCCACUCAAUGGCAAUCGCAUCCGCAGCAGCAACAACAGCAGCAGACACAAAUCAGGCCGAAUAUCGGCGUAAGUGAGGAUAGAAGCGGCGUGGUCGAGCCUCAACAGAUGCCGAUAGUAUCCGAGCAGAGCGCGUCGAUGUUUCCCGUUAGUGGACCGGAGGCAGCUGUACAUAAUGCUGCGGAAACGGCGACAACGACGAGUACAACGACAACGAGAGAACCGGCGACGACAACGGAGAACAUCGUGCAAAAUCCGAUCGAAACCCCGAAGCAACCGGAACCUGAGUCCUCUUUGCAUCAGAGCAUUCAACAAGGUCAACAAAUAGAUGCAGCUGCACAACUUGGUCCACCACAAGUAGAUACCUCACAAAAUAACUCGCAGAGCCAAUUAACUUUAGAUCAUACAUCUACAGCAGGGAAUAUACCUACGUCGUCGAGUAUACCUUCGAUUGAAACGGUGCAGUCUCUUCCAGUAUCCAGUACAAGCGGAAAUAUGGAAUGCACAAAUGUGACUACAUCGUUACAACAACAGCAACAACAAACAGUUGCGCCAAUUCAAAAUCCUGUUUCUAGUAUCGAUAAUCAGGGUGCAUGCGAAACAAAACCUCAAGAACAAGGUGUAGAAGUACAUCAAUCUCCUUUGAGUAGUACGACACAUCCGCAACAAGUUAUAGGACAGCAGCAACCUAUUAAUUGUCCUCCGCAACAGCCGAUUCAACAACAACAAUCAGUGCAACAGCCGGGGGUACAGCAGCUUCAUUUGGCUCAGUCACAAAUAGUUUCAUCUCAGGCAACGAUACCCCCUUCUCAGCCACAGCUACAAUCGCCGCAACAAUCACAAAUGAUUCAGCCGCAACCUGCUCAGAUGAACCAGCAGCUGCAACAGCCACAGCAGCAAAUAUCUCAGUCUCAAUCGCAGCAACAACUGCAACAGAUUGCACCUGCUCAACAAUCGCAGAUUCCUCAACCUCAACAACCUGUAUUGAAUCAGACACAGCCGCAAAUCUCGGCGCCUCAACCUCAAUUGGGACAACCGCAACCACAAUUGGGACAAGCACAGCCUCAAUUGGGAGGACAAUCGCAAGCCCAAUUGGGACAACCGCAAGCUCAAUCACUGGCACAGACGCAGCCACCGCAGUUGACACAAUCGGCGGCUCAACAAGGUCCGACAUGCAUUACGCAACAGGCUCAAUCGACGACGACGACACCUCCGCAGGCGCAGGCAUCUCAUAUGCAACCUCAGCAGGUUGGUAUGCAGAUGCCACAGAGCGCACCACUCAUACCGUCUCAGCUGCAACCAUCACCGAUGCAGAAUCAGGCAUCCCAGAUGCAAAAUCAAAACGCUCAGCAAGUGCCCGCCGCGCAUUUGAACGCACAGCAGAUACCCGCGGUUAGUCAAACCGCUGGUAUGGUUUUGCCGCCGCAUCAAGCCGCGGUUCCCGUGCCAAAUUCGCAAACACCACAUCAGUAUCAUCCUGGAGGUGACAUGAUCACCGGCAGCACGAUACCGAACAUGUAUAGCAUGCCGUCUAAUCCUACACAAACCCCAGUCACGACGGGUGGCUUCGGCGCGGCCUGCGCUCCUCUCACGCAUCAUCAAGAACGAGCUGCUCUGCAACAACAGUUGCAAGAACUGUACUGCAUGCCUCCGGCUUCAGAAAAUCAGGAAAAGAUUGUUGCCCUGCAAGAGAAGUUACAGGCGUUGCAGCAACACGAGACUAAUGACCAGUGUAAUGGUGGUCCCCAAUGUAUCCUACAGACGCCGAUGUUUACAGCUGCUGUAGUCGAUAGUCCGCAGGUCUCCAGUACUACUGGACGUGGUCGUAGCAAAGGUACACAGCGAGCGAAGAAAAAUAGGAAAAAAGCUGACAAAGAGGCGUCCGCGCCUACUACUGCCAUUCAGCAACAACCCGAACAACCCUUAUCGGACAAUAAAGUCACGCCAGGCGAUAGUAGCAAUAUCAUAGACAGUGUUGCAGACUCGGAAGACAUAAAGCCGUCUUCUGGAGAUAUGGAGGAGGAAUGGAAUAAAGGCAGAAAGUCACGCUCGCCGCGGAAACCGCGCAAGCCGAAAGAACCUAAAGAGCCCAAAGAACCAAAGCCUAAAAAGGAGCCGAAACCCCCAAAGGAACCGAAAUCCCCGAAAGUGGCAAGGAAAAGGAAUAAGGAUAAAGACAAAGAUUCUACAAAACGUAAUAGGAAAAAAGUUAUACAAUCUGAAUCUGCCGACGAUGAUGCUACACGCGAAAACGAAGAAAGUGCUGUUUCGGAUUCCAGUGCUGUUAAAGAUGCUGAGACGAAGGUUUGUGAAUCGUCCAUACAGGGUGAUCAAGAACAGGUAGAUUCUUCCACCAAUGAGCCUCUAACCGAUGUAAAGGAAGAGGGUAAAGAUAAGACAACGGACGAUGCUCGGGAGGAAGAAAAGAAAGAGGAAAAUACGGAAGCGACUACUGCGACUACUGAGAAUGCUACUGGCAAUAAGAAGAAACCCGCGGCUAGAAAACGAUCGAGUACCAGUAAGGCCUCUGGAGGAAAAUCUUCUAGAAGUUCCAAAAAACGUAAGAGUCGCAUUGCGCCCGAUUCUGACGGUGAGGAAUUAGCAGCGACACCUCCGCCAUCACCAGAAGCAGGCGACGAUGUGAAUAAGCGACGUUCUGCGAGAAAUACUCAUCGUAAGAAAUAUGUGGAUGACGUGAUGUUACGUUUCUCCGAUGACGAUGUUCCUCUGCAAGACUCUCAAUUAUCGAAAAAGGUGGAAGGGGCGAACGCUUCAAAACCUGCUGCCGCUAAGAAGGAGGGUGCUGAGGGUGGCGAAGUCGGACCUAACAAACCUAAUUUUGUAUACAUUAACACUACUGAUGAGGAUUCUAUGGUUGUGCAACAUAUUUUAUGCUCUCGAAUGGGAAAGAGAGAGGUUAAGCCCGUGAUACCGAAGAUAGAAGCGUCUCCGGAAAAGAAUGGAAAUGCGGAUAAGGAAGAAUCUGCUGAUAAUAAAGAUAAGACGUCCGACAAUCCCGUGAAAGAGGAAGAUGUAGAAGAUACCGAGAAAGAAACGAAGACUGAGGAUACGACCGAGGAUAAGGAAAAGAGUGAAACCGAUAACGCGAAGAAGGAAGAUGCAAAAAAACAGGAGGAAUUGCCUGGAGAUUCUAAAUCAACCGAUACCGCCGUAAUUGAGGCAAAGCCACAGCUUAUCGAAGUAGAAGAAUAUUUUGUGAAAUAUCGAAAUUUUUCUUAUUUGCAUUGCGAAUGGAGAACAGAAGAGGAAAUGUAUAAGGGAGACAAACGUAUUCAAGCUAAACUAAAAAGAUUUAAGCAGAAGCAACAACAAAACACCAAUAUUUUCGAAAAUACCGAGGAUGAUCCCUUUAAUCCAGACUUUGUAGAAGUUGAUCGAGUCUUAGAUGAAGCAACUCACACAGAUCCACAUACUGGAGACACAGUCCGACACUAUUUGGUGAAAUGGCGAUCCUUGCAAUACGAAGACUCUACUUGGGAAUUGGAAGAAGAUGUUGAUCCUGAAAAAAUAGCACAGUUUGUGAAAUUUAAUAAAGUGCCACCUAAGGAGCAGUGGAAGCCAAAGAAAAAACCCAACGCUGCAGCUUGGGUAAAACUGGAGGAAUCGCCGAUUUACAAAAAUAAUAACAGUUUAAGACCGUAUCAAUUGGAAGGAUUAAAUUGGCUGCUAUUUUCGUGGUACAAUGGACACAACUGCAUUCUAGCCGAUGAGAUGGGAUUGGGAAAGACAAUUCAGUCUCUAACAUUCGUGGAUGCAGUUUACAAAUACGGAAUUCGCGGACCUUUUUUAAUCAUAGCUCCGUUGUCGACCAUUCCAAAUUGGCAGCGAGAAUUCGAAAGCUGGACUGAUAUGAAUGUCGUAGUAUAUCACGGAUCUGCAGCGAGUCGUACUAUGCUUCAAGAAUAUGAAGUCUAUUACAAGAAUGAAAAGGGACAGCAAAUCAAAGAUUUGGUCAAAUUUAACGUUUUGAUUACGACAUUUGAAAUCAUUAUAACCGAUUUUAACGAACUACGUGGAUACAAUUGGCGACUCUGCGUCAUAGAUGAAGCUCAUCGAUUAAAAAAUCGGAAUUGCAAACUUCUUGAAGGACUGAGACAAUUAAAUUUAGAGCAUAGGGUACUUCUGUCGGGCACGCCGCUGCAAAAUAACGUCAAUGAGUUAUUCUCCUUGUUGAACUUUUUGGAGCCGCAACAGUUUUCGAGCAAUGAGGCAUUUCUGAAAGAAUUUGGCAAUCUAAGCAGCGAGGGUGAAGUAAACAAGCUGCAACUUCUCUUGAAACCAAUGAUGCUACGUCGUCUAAAGGAGGAUGUUGAGAAAUCAUUAGCACCGAAAGAAGAGACCGUCGUCGAGGUGGAACUUACGAAUAUUCAAAAGAAAUAUUAUCGCGGUAUACUCGAGAGAAACUUCUCGUUUCUUGCGAAGGGCACCACGUCGGCAAAUAUUCCGAAUCUCAUGAACACUAUGAUGGAGUUGAGAAAGUGUUGCAUCCAUCCGUUUCUGCUGAAUGGUGCCGAAGAUCAGAUACAAUUGGAUUAUAAGACCGGCGAAAAGGAGGAUUCCGAAGCGUACUAUCACGCGCUAGUAAAUAGCUCCGGAAAGAUGGUAUUGAUCGAUAAAUUGUUACCUAAACUGAAAGCUAGUGGUCAUCGAGUCUUGAUAUUCAGUCAGAUGGUAAAGUGUCUAGAUUUACUCGAGGAUUAUCUGCUAUAUAAGAAGUAUCCUUAUGAAAGAAUCGACGGCCGGAUUCGCGGAAAUUUACGUCAGGCUGCAAUCGAUCGUUAUAGUAAACCCGAUUCAGAUAGAUUCGUCUUCUUGCUUUGCACAAAAGCUGGUGGACUCGGUAUUAACUUAACUGCGGCUGAUACUGUCAUUAUUUAUGAUAGUGAUUGGAAUCCGCAGAACGAUUUGCAAGCGCAGGCACGUUGCCAUCGCAUCGGGCAGCAAAAAAUGGUCAAGGUAUAUCGUCUGCUUUGCCGUAAUACAUACGAGCGGGAGAUGUUCGACAAGGCCUCUUUAAAAUUGGGUCUCGACAAAGCAAUCUUGCAAUCUAUGAAUACCAGCCAAGGCGGCAAAGAUCCCAGCAACAAACAGCUAACGAAGAAAGAAAUAGAGGAUCUAUUGAAGAAGGGCGCUUAUGGCGCUAUCAUGGAUGAUGAUAACGCCGGCGAUAAAUUUUGCGAAGAGGACAUUGAACAGAUUCUCGAACGGAGAACUCAGGUUAUCACAAUAGAAGCUGAGAAAGGCUCAACAUUCUCAAAAGCGAGUUUCGCGUGUUCUUCGAAUCGAUCGGAUAUUAAUAUAGAUGAUCCUGAUUUUUGGAAAAAAUGGGCGAAGAAAGCAGAGAUCGAUACAACAGAAAAGAAGGAGGAGGACGAGUUGGUGAUAUCCGAGCCUCGGCGAAGAACACAAAUCAAGCGUUACGGUCACGAUGAGUCGGUAGUCGAUAUGUCUGAGUUGGACAGUUCAGACGAGAACAGUGACGAUGACACGAGUAUCGGCUUGUCCGGCAGAAGCAAGAAACGGCGCGACAAGUUCGGCAAGAAGACACGUAAAUUCUACGACGAGUACGUGCCACGUGAAGGAGAGGUGGUGUAUGGUAGUUGGGCGCGUAGCGAGUGCUUCAAGGUCGAGCGCGGUCUAUUGACAUUCGGCUGGGGUCGCUGGGAGGAGAUCCUGCAACACAGCCAGUUUCGACGCGGUUGGCGCGAGAUUGACGUUGAAGACUGCGCGCGUGUCAUUCUGCUUUAUUGUCUACGCUACUAUCGUGGCGAUGAGAAGAUUCGUAGCUUUAUCUGGGACCUCAUUACUCCAGUAGAGAACGGAGAGAAGGUGAAGAACGUAUCGGUGAACACCAGCAGCAGGAACAGUCGCCAGAAAAAGAAAGGCCGCGUCCGAGAAGGGAGGGAGACCAGAGGCUCAAUCAUCAAUGGUGGACCGAGUGAUCCUAAUCAUUGGAGCAACGCAGAGAAGUUCGAUGGGGAUAUCUUUCUGGAGAGCAAUUAUAGGAAGCAUCUCAGUCGACAUGCUAACAAAGUAUUAUUACGCGUGCGAAUGCUGUAUUACAUCAAACACGAGAUUAUUGGCGAUUUAGUUCAACACAUCUCUGACGGCGUUCACGUCAGUGCGUUGCCGAUAGACCCUCCACAGUUGACGGAACGACCGGCGAAAUGGUGGGACACGACAGCAGAUAAAUCCUUAAUAGUUGGCUGCUACAAACACGGCUAUGAGAAUUACGACCAGAUGAGGACUGAUCCCGCGCUUUCUUUCAUUACAAGCUGUCCUCCCCCUUUCCAGAACUCUCAGAACAAGAGUACCGCCGACAGCAGCAGCAGAGACGAUAAUAGUUUGGAGAACGACGUGGACGAUAGCGAAUCUCCCGGAAUGACAAAGGACUCGAAAGAUUCCGACAAAUUUAGAGAAACACCAGCGGAUUCUCCCGCUAUUUCGAGUAAAGCGGAUACCCCGAUACCGGAAGCUAGCGGCAGUCAUGACGGAAACGAUAGUCUUCUUCCGGACGACGAAAAGACUUGGCCAUCCGUAGUAGAUCUUAAUACACGAUUACGUCGCGUUAUAUCUUCUUAUCAACGGACCGUUAAUAAGAAGGAGGAUGUUAAAAUUAUUCCAAAAAGUGGCAAAAUAGGAAUGGAAAGUGAGACUCCUACUAUAAAUCAUACCGGAAUGAUGCACGAACCGCCCUUGAAUAUGCAAGGAUGGGAUUUGCAACAAUUAGCGAUGUAUCUUUUGAAAAUGGAAAAAAGGGAGAAAAUGGAGGCUAUAGUAAAGGAACGAGAACGAACUCGUAUCGAGGAGCAAAAGGCCAAGUGGACUCGCCGCGAAGAAAGCGAGUUUCUGCGAGUGGUGUCUACAUAUGGCGUUAAUUAUGAUAGAAAGAAAGCUCAAUAUGAUUGGACUAAAUUCAAAAGUAUCGCCAGAUUUGACAAGAAGACGGACAAUGACCUCACGGAUUAUUACAUGUCGUUUAGAGCAAUGUGCAAGAAAGUCUGCAACGCGAAAUUAAACGAAGAAGAAGAUUUUACAGAUGUUCCGGUGGAUCAGUUGAGUCCUGCCAAAGCGAGACAGAUACUUGAUCGCGUCGAUCUCCUGAGUAAGAUUCGCGAGGAAAUUCUGUCGCAUCCGCAUCUCGAGGAACGAUUGUCGUUAUGCCAGCCAUCAGGAGACACACCGGAUUGGUGGCAACCUGGAAAACACGACAAGGAAUUGUUACUCGGAGCUGCAAAGCACGGUCUCGGACGUACCGAUAUCACUAUACUAAACGAUCCAGACUUUUCCUUUCACAAACUUCUCACGAGAGGGAUGUAUGCGGGCACGCAAACACCUAAAAUAAUGGACAAGUCCGAAAAAGCGAUAAAGAUCGAGAAUAGAGAAGAUAUCUUGAAAUUUGACAAGGAUGAGAUACUCGUGAAGCUGGAAAAGGGCGAAGGAACUCUAAAGAUUGAAAAAGUUGGAGCAAAGAAAGACAAAGAUCAAAGUAUUACCGAUAAGAAGUCCGAGAACGCGGACUCCGAAAAGAGUCAGGUGGAAUUGACCAUCGUCAAAGCAGAGACUAAAUCGGAGGAAAAAUCAGUUAGUAACUCGUUGAUGAUCACUACCGUCGCAAGAACAUCGGAUGUGGAGAAUGUUACUGUAAAAAGCGAAGACAAAAGUGAACUAGCAGUAGAACCAGUCAAAUGCGAUAAUAUCAAAGUCAAUCAGACUGGCGUUGCCAAAGAGACUGAUGAGAAAUUAGCGAAGGAAGCUAAUUCAGAGAAUGCCGAGAGUUCUACUGUCAUGGAAAAGGAAAAAGAGGAUAAGACUCAAGAAAAAGAUGUUAAACAAGAAGCCGAAUCCGCCGAGAAAUCGAACGAAUUGCAAGUGCAAGAUAUCGAGAAAACGGAAACAGCCGAGGGAAAUAUAGAAAUUAAAGAAAACUUGGAAAAUAUCGACAAGGUUGCUGAGAAUAUCGAGCCCGCUAUCGAGGACGAUAACAAAGCCGGUGCAAAGUCAGAUAACACGCCAAUUAAAGAAGAAUUAGAAACGCAAGAAGCGAAGAGUUCCGACAUUGCCAAAGAAAAGACGAAGAUUUCACAGAUUGAAGAUAAGUGUAGCGUCCAAGCUGCGGAAUUGAAAGCGAUGUUCCCGGAUCUGGAAGUAAUACAACCGUUGUCACGAUUAACACAGAUCGAUACGUUUGUUUUGCGAGACAAACCGGCAGAUUACAAUAACGAACCUACGGUGAUGCAGCUCUUGGCGCAUGGUUGCGCCAGUACAUCAAUAAAGUGGCCGAAGGAGCAUGCAAUCGAGGCUCGCUUAAUGCACAUCGUGCACGCGAUAGAACAUAAAGAAUGGCCAGUAUCGGUGAACUUUAGCGCCGGCGAAGAGUUGGACAUUCCACAAAAUGAAAAGGAAUGCUCGGAAGUUAUAACUAUCACCACAGAUCACGGAGUGUCCAGGUCAAUGGUGAGCGGAAAUAACAUGUCCGCUUCAAAGAAACGUAAGAGGCACAUCGCUAUCGACGUAGAGACCGAACGAGCCAAGCUUCACGCACUUCUGAACAGCAGUCAUCUGAGCACACCGUCACCGGCACCACUCAGCAAACCGGUGCUUUCGACCAACUGGGAGAUGAACGAUGAGUCUCAAUCCGAGGAAUCGCGACGUUCUACGCCAGUGCAGCCACCGCCGGCGCAUCAGCAAGCGCGAACGCCAAAUAUGCCUUUCGACUUAAAGUAUACCGUUCCAGGCAAAACGACCGUUAUACCCGGGACAUCGAGCACGUUGACACCCAUAGAUUUAUCUGCUGGAUAUCCAAAAUCAACUUCUGAUAAUAACAAGGACAUUAUGAACGAAGUGCAAGACUUUUCCAUGCCGAACAAGAAUAAACAAGUCAGUAGCAAUAAAGGAAAGUUGGACAGUAUGCUGGACAAACUUAUGAAACGGAAAUCUUGCCCGACGGAAGAGCCAAUAAUCGGAAAGGAGAAAAAACGCAGGAAACUGGACGAGAUAGUAUUAGGCCUGAGUGCCGCGAAAGAGCAACAGAGCAGUCAUUAUCCUGAGCACAGCAAGAAGAAUACAAUUACGCCUAACGUGACCGUGACACCGACAUCGGCGCCGAUGGGGCUUCCCAAUCCCCAGACCCAGAAACCAUUCUCUAUUACCGUUACGUCGAUUCCAUCUUCGCGUGCCUCGAGUUCUUCCACGCCUGUAUUACCACCGCCGUCGUUGCAUUCCCAUAAAGAUACCUUCUCCGCACUGUUGGUUCAAGCGGAACAACAGAAUCGCGAAUUAAAGAAACAACAACAGCAACAUCAACAGCAGCAGCAGCAGCAGCAACAACAACAGCAGCAGCAGCAACAGCAGCAGCAACAGCAGCAACAACAACAGGCAUUCAACUCGGCACAUCCGUCUUCCUCGAGCAGCAGUCAUCGAAAGAGUUACGAAGCAAUGAUUGCAGACAUUAACAAAGUCGCCGAAUACUCGUCCAAAGUUGGAUCGUAUUCGCACGAAGCGAAAGUGAACAAAUGGUUGGCCGAACAAAGCGCCAUGUCGGAACAAUGCGCGGAAUAUCUGAACGCUCCUCGGCGACGUAGGCCGCGCGUCGAUCCGUCUUUGUUGGAUUGGAAAAAGCUUACUGGCGAAGAGAACGUUGCCGUCAUUAAUCGAAUAACCGGCAAGAAGGUAACUGGAAGUAAAGCGCCUCAGUUGAAACGGCUUGGGCAAUGGCUUAUGGAGAAUCCGAUGUUUGACGUGGAUCCAAAAUGGGCGGAACUCGUGAAGGAACGCGGCAAUCUUCCGCACGAUUUGCAAAAGAGACUACCGGGUAACGAACGCGGUGGUGUGAACAAAGGCAAGAGUCCGGGCAGACCGCCCAUGAUGCCCAGUCCUACGAGCCAGCAGUCGGCGAAUUCCGCCAAUCUAGUGGCCACGUCGAUGGCGUCGGGUCUCAAUUUUCCACUCGGCAAUCUCAACAAUUCCUUACUAUCGGGUCUGUCGCUCGGUAACUUUGAUCCGAAGAACAAUCCGCUACUGAUGCCGUUCGGCGGUCUAACGAAUCUGGGCGCGCUCAGUGGUCUUGGUAAUCUCGGCAAUUUGGGCAGCAUGGGCCUAACGAAUUCGCUGUUCGCUAAUCUCGCUGGAUUGAGUCUACCAUCGUUGGCGGGCAUGGAGGCGGCACUAAACGCGCAGGUGGCUACUAGCAGCGCAGCGGCAGUAGAUGCCGUGAACAAUCCUGUCGUGAGUUCGGCUGGCGGUAGCAAGAGCGGCGGCGCGAGUUCAUCAUCUGGCUUGAACAGCAGUGGCGGAGGAGGUGGUAGCAGUAGCAGCAAGUCGCGCAGCAACAAACUCGAUCAACCAACGACGACCGGCAAGUCAUCGGCCGCCGCUGGUGGUCCAUCGUCUUUGUCCGCAGCUUCCUCUGCGACGAGCCUCCCGACCCCUUCGCCGUUCCCGUUUUUCCUAUCGAAUCCUAGCCUUCUCUAUACACCGCUAGGUCUAGGAGGCUUAAAUCCGUUUUCCAUGCAACCCGGAGGCGUGUCGUCGGCCUAUGAGAGUCUCGCCCAAUGCGGUCUGCUGAAUCCACCGACAUCCAGCGCUUCUUCCGUGGUACGGAAACCUGCAUCUUCGAGUGGUGGCUCUUCGAGACAGCGUGAAGCUGUACCGGAAUCAUCUACGUCAUCAUCAUCAUCGUCGUCAUCGACGGCAGCAAAACGAAAGGAGGCCGAGAAGAAGGCGUCUAGAUAUCCUCCAGUGGAUCCAGCCGUGACUCUUCAACAGUAUACGGAUAUGGCGGCGUUACACAGCGGCGAGGAUAGGCGUGGCCGCGCUGUCGAGCAACAACAACAGCAGCAUGAAAAGAGAGAAACGGCGACGACAGAACAAGUCGAUGUAAUGGCAGCGGAUUUAUCUGAGAAGAAGACUGAGCGGAGGAGUAAGGAACAAGAGAUGAAAGAGGCCCUGGAACACUUAAGCAGGACCAGUGCCGAACUGAUCACUCGAACGGUCGACGAUGCACCCAAGCUCGAAAAACCGCCGAGGAAUCGUAGCAAUAAUACAGACGGCAACAAUCAAAAUUCCGACCAUCAACGAUCGACGCUAUCGGCACCACCGCCGCUCGAGGUCACCCUAGAACCUGUUGCUAAGAAGAUGCGUACUGAAACAGACACGAACUCAAAAUCGUCUUCGUCGAAUAACGAUGUGCCGACGAUAGAAAUUGAACCGGCGACGAGACAAACGUUACCGACAACACCGACAAAAGCGGCACAGCCGCCGCCUUCGCAAGAUGAGAGCAACACUUCGCCUGCGGAAACAAAUACCGCGAUCAAGAAGGAAGCAAACGAGACGCCAACGACGCUGAUGACGUCGAUGACGCCGACGUCGGCCGCGACUACCAUGUCGCCAUUGACGGGACAGAAAAGCGACACCAGUAAUAAGCCUACUGCGUCGGAAGCGGAAGAGGAUAGUAAAGGAGGACCCAAGGCAAAGAAAGCACGUAGCGGCAAACGAUUGAGCGUGGAACCCCCACCGGAGCGAAAAAAUCUUCGUUCGAGCGCCGGCAGACAGGCACGAGCGGCUGCAGAACGACAGGCGCGAAUGGAAGGAGAGAUGCAACAGCAGCUCUCUGAGCAGCAACAGCAAGAUAGUCAUGUGGCCGGCGAAUGAGGAUCGUAAGGGAUCGUCGCGUAUUAACUAAAACAAUGAGUGGGGAUCACCUAGAAAGUCUCAUGGCGAUCUGACAAAAAGAAAUUGUGGAUAUGCAGUCACUGCCCCACGUUUUUUUUUUCUAUUUCUAUUCCACUGAUUCGACACUAUUCGCACAACGAAGAUCUAUAUAUGUAUAUAGAUAAUUCUCUUGUUCGACGAUGAUUGGCGCUCGUGAAAAUGUUGUUUUAAAACGGAUUAAGCACAAGUGCAUCGAAAGGAGGCUACAAACAUUGAUAGAAUCUGCCGUAGCUUUCAAUUCAAUUCUCCAAUGAUGUAUGUAUGUAUGUGCGUAUGUGUGAAUGUGAAUACAUGGAACUCCUGUGCCCUGAUGGAGAUGGAUUUUGCAAAGGUGAAGAUGAACUGCGUAUUAUUGACAGCAGUGUCACAGUGCAGAUUUGCGAAAAGUUGUGAGAGAGAAGGAUCUUUCAAAUAAGAAGGCUGCGAUAGUAUUUUAUGAUUCGAUACUUUGUGUAGUAAUUAAUUUUUAAUUGCGUAAUAAUAAACGAUAUGAUAAAGGUA